AUCGGAACGUCUCUUUUCAAGAUUGGUCUUGAUUUGUAUCUUCAUCAGACGACUGUUCAAGUAUACAUCAGAUUGGGAAAGCGACCGGGCGCAAACCGAAUCCGGCAGUAGUCCAUACUAAUCAUUGUAAUCAUCCUUGCUCAAUUGCUGCUGUUUUGUAAUCACGUAUUUCGCAUUUUGUCCAGCGAAGCCCAGCAUCUCCAUCUCCCACGCACAAUGUGCAGUGCUCUCACAUCCCGCAGGUGUAUGUUUUUAAACCUCGUGCUGCAGAGGUAUCUUAACUAGGUCUCGCACCGCCCAACAUGACCGCUUCUAAGUUUCAUUCCAGCCAACCUCUUCACUCGAAGAACCCUUGCGGUGGCAUGCCUUCAAAGUUCCGGAACACGAUACCAUCAGAACACUUCCCUGCGGAGAAAGAUCGAUAUGUGCUAUACGUCAACGCAGUCUGUCCGUGGGCUCAUCGCGCAGUGAUUGCCCUGGCCUUGAAAGGCUUGGGAGACGUCAUACAGGUCGUUGAGGUGGACGCCAGAGAUCCGAUACAUGGCUGGUAUUUCUCUGGGCAUCGCGGCCCAGAAUCCGACCCGAUCUACGGCGUCCGAUGGCUGAAGGAGCUAUACUUAAAAGCGAACCCGAGCUAUACAGGGAGAAUCACUAUUCCUGUGCUGUGGGAUAAGCAGCGAGGUACCAUCGUUAACAACGAGAGUGCAGAUAUCAUACGUAUAUUUAUCAGUGCCUUCGAUCAGCUACUGCCGCCUGAGAGACGCGAAGCCAACAAAGGACCAGCUGCUCUUAUCCCUGACCACCUGCAAAGCGAAAUCGACAAGCUCAAUUCCUGGGUCUAUGAUACUGUGAACAACGGAGUCUACAAGAUCGGCUUUGCCACGUCGCAGGCCGCAUAUGAUGAGCACAUCACCAGGCUCUUUCAUUCGCUGGACCGAUUGGAAAACCAUCUCUCAGAGCAAGGGCAACAUCCGUAUCUGUUCGGGCAGCACAUCACCGAAGCUGACAUCCGCCUUUACACCACACUCAUCCGUUUUGACGUCGCGUACUAUGCGCUCUUCAAAUGCAACAUCAAGAUGAUUCGAAUGGACUACCCCCGACUACAUGCAUGGCUGAGACGUCUGUACUGGGACGAGGGUCCAGAGACAGCUGGUGGAGCGUUCAAGAAGAGCACUCAAUUCGAAGUGAUCAAACGAGGUUAUGCAUCGGUGACGGUAGGCAACGGGGUUGUACCUGCUGGGCCAUUACCGCACAUCAUGCCUCUAUAGUUACGGAGUAGGUUGACGGGAAAAUAUCGUUUGGAACAGCAUAUACUAGUGGUAAUCUCGAUAUUGGGAUGGCUUUCUACUUUGGACGACUUACAUUCUGAG
Messenger RNA from Macroventuria anomochaeta, 1370 nucleotides. RefSeq names its product transferase. Gene Ontology annotation, molecular function: glutathione transferase activity. Lineage: Eukaryota; Fungi; Ascomycota; Dothideomycetes; Pleosporales; Didymellaceae. The record is from RefSeq and is a predicted model, not a curated record. Gene Ontology annotation, cellular component: cytoplasm. The coding region runs from base 303 to 1268 and encodes 321 amino acids. The transcript has 4 exons.